Messenger RNA from Bolinopsis microptera, 1547 nucleotides. RefSeq lists its product as uncharacterized. The transcript is spliced from 7 exons. Bases 138 to 947 code for a protein of 269 amino acids. Lineage: Eukaryota; Metazoa; Ctenophora; Tentaculata; Lobata; Bolinopsidae. The record is from RefSeq and is a predicted model, not a curated record.
AGGAGCAAUUUUUGUAGCUGAUGUUUAUUGAUUCCAGUUUGUCGGUGGAUGGUUUUAACAACUUUGAUAUUGUGAUUUUAUUGUAGAUAAAAAAUAAUACGACUCUUAAUUAAUUAGCUAAACGUCAAAGCAGAAAAAUGAAGGUUUUAGUGAUCCUGAUAGGAGUCUUCUCAGCUGUCUCGGCGGCAGUCAUGAAGUGUAAUGGCGUUGAUGGCGUCACUGCCGAGGACUGCGAGGACGGAGUUGGCAAUUGUACAUCUCCAGUGUGGUCGGAGAACGGAGGUCUGAGUGCUCAAGCGUACGGGUGUGGAGAGUGCCCUGCUAACAGUACUGCGACAUGUGCCCAAUGCGUUGCCACAGCAGACAAAGGAUGUAACGUAGACGUAACUCCAGCGCCUAAUACCAAUAAGUGCAAGGAAAUGACUGAUGGCAGCCUCGCGGAUGUGGUGUGUCCUGGGGUUGGUACAGUUACUUAUUGUACAUCUCCAGUGUGGUCCGGUUACGGAGGUGCCGGUUACGGAGGUCUCUCUUUGAGUUCUCAAGCGUACGGAUGUGGAUCGUGCCCUGCUGACAGUACUGCGACAUGUGCACAAUGCGUUGCCACAGCAGAGGAAGGAUGUAACACACAAGUGGCACUACCAAGUGCGUGGACGGAAAAAUUUCAGUGUUACAACCACGUCUAUAAUGCAUCAAAAUGGAACAAAGUAGCAGCUGCAGUGACUUGCUACCAAGAACAUACCUCUCCCAUGUGCAACAGUCCUGGAGAGAGUGCAGACGGUACCUACACCGUGCCCCACAACGGCUGUGGACCUUGUGAUUUAGAUUAUGAUUUAACAGCGAAGACAGCAAAUAAAUGUUCGGACUGCACCACGACCAAAUGCAAUUCUGCGUCAACUCUCGCAUUUGUUUUGGCGCCCCUCUUGGCAUUUAUCUUCCAUAUGUUGUAAGAAGACCGGGAUAGGAACAAAAUAUUUACAAUAGACAUUACCUUUCAGUGUUAUACUUUCAAUUUUUUUUCCUACUCUUGCCGAAGGCAAAAAGAUCGUAGGGAAUAAGUAAUCGGGUUUGUAUAUAUGAGGUGGCCCGACGGCGCUACGUUGAUGACAAAACUCGGCUCCUUCGCAAUAUAGACCACUCCCCUAUAAUUAUGUGUAUAGGAAGCGUCUGAUAUUGUUAUUUAAUUAAAUUACAGUGAAGUUCCUCCUUCGCAAAGUUAUUUUCCGCAAUUUUCUGGAUUUAUUUACUAUUGAUGCGCGGCGUUACAUUGGUCAAAUAAAUCGUCAAUUUUUACCAUGCACGAAUCCCACUCAUUUAUUAAAAAACAUAUUAUGUAAAUAUGUUGUACUUUUUUCCAGUCACACUUUAAUUUUCACUCGAAAGAAUUAAUGGUACAAGUACAUUGUAUGUAGGGAAAAUUGAUCUUGCGUGGUUUAACCGCGGCGAAAUUCUUGUUUUAAUGAUCAUGAAACAUUUUUCUGGUUAAUUUCAAAGUUUAUUAUAUGUUAAUGUAUUUUCUUCCGGCUGCUGCACUUUUCAAUUUUUACUUA